AUGGAAGCUCCAGCGAACGUUGCUGUAACGGGCGUCACAACUAGCUGCCUUGGCCAGAGUUCAGCGGAUGCUGAGCACGAUAAUCAAGUCGCAGCAGCGCAAAGCAAUGACGCAGAAGAGGAUAAUGAUGACGACGAUGAUGCUCCAAGAGACUUGCCACAUGAGACAAACAACGAAAUUAGCGAAAUAACCACAACAAUAGCAACAGCUGCAGGUGGAGCAGCACCUAAACACCAGACAUUGCUAACGACCAAAUCAUGCGAGACGCCUGUUGCAGCUGGAGCGGGUGCAACACUAUCGCCGAGCAGUUCGUGCAACGGCAGCAUUGGCAGCGAUGGCAGCUGCAGCGUUGGUGGCGGUGCGCGUCGCAAGUCGUGGACACUGUCACCGCAAAGCGCCAGUUCCAAGAGGAAGACCAAAUCAAUUGCGUCCAAUGGCGAUAGCUUUAAUUUGUGGGUGGCACGCGAAUGCUUUGAGACGGUGCCCGCUGAAAUGGUCGACACGCUCACCGUUGCCGAGCUGCAGGAGCAACAAGAGGACGAGCAGCUGGAGGGGGAAGAGGAGCCGCCUCAUCACAAUCAUGAUCAUCACGAGGCUGAUGACGAUGAUGUGGAUGAAGAAGCCGCCGCCGUUGAGAGUCUACUGGACGCUGCAGCAGCUCUGCAAGCCAGUGCUUAUAUCAACUCCGCAUCUGGUUCGGGAUCGGGAGCACUGGGUCGUCAAAAGCAUAAUAAUAAUUUGCGACAGCCGCCGGCACAGCAUCGUCCGUUGGAGCGUUCGUGGCCGCCACGUGCCAUCGGAUGCGAACUCAAGCUGCAUGGUGACGUGUUUAAGUUCGACAUACUCGAUACGGAUGAGCGACUCCAUGCGGACGAGGCGCCCAGCUACAGCGGCGCCUGCACCAACAGCAACAGCUCGCCAUUACGUCUGCCUGGACCAGGACUCGGACUCGGAUCCGGACCCGGAUCCGGUUCUGGACUGGCGGAAGCCAGUCCACCUCCGAUGCGCUUUAAGCCGCUAAUACAGAAGAAGAUUGGACCCGAUAGUUACAUCAAUACGAUUAGCACCCAAAAGCAUCGUCCCCUGACACGAGCCCUCUCCAAUGGCAAGGGCACCACAGAUGAACCGCAUCAUCUGGUUAGCAGCAGUAGCUGCAACAAUUCUCCACGACUGUUGCUAUCCCCGAAGCGCCAGCGUAGUCCACCCUCGGGUUGUUCCACACGCAGUGUAUCUCCACUGGAUCUCAGUCUGAGUCCAGAGCAGCAUUCGCCAACGCGUGGACGUGGCGUUGGUGGCUUGGACUCAAUGCUGCCACUGCCAUUGGCACCACCGCCACCUGGCACGCCUACAUUUCAUGCUCAGCGUCCACAGCAGAGGCUAUUGAAACGUGUGGGUGGCGGUGGUGGUGGUGGUGGGACAGGAGCAGGAGGAGGUGGAUGUGGUGCACCUACUACUGGACUCAUCUGUCCGCCAACGCCAACACAUCAUGCACGGCGACAUGCGCGUCUGCAGGCCGUCACUGCCAACUCCGUACCGGAGUGCAACUCUAGUCAACUGCAGACGCCGCCCGGUUCGCCAGCUCCUGGAGUAGUCGCCGCUGCUGCUGUUCUGGAUGACAACAAUGAAAUGCUGCACAUUAGCAGCACUCGUCUGCCCUCCAUACCCGAACGUACUGCAGCAGCAGCUGCAGCCGCCGCCGCUGCAGCUGCCGCCGGUGCUGGCAUUGUGGAUGGCGGCAAUGGUGCGAAUGGAGCAUGUGUGGGAGAGCCACCAUUGCCACCGGCAUGGGAGGCGCGCAUGGAUAGUCAUGGUCGUAUAUUUUAUAUUGAUCAUACAACGCGCACCACAUCGUGGCAGCGUCCGGGUGGUCCCAGUACUGGGCCCGGCGGACGCGAGCAGCAUCAUCGCCAGCAGCUGGACAGACGCUAUCAGUCCAUACGGCGCACCAUCACUAAUGAGAAUCGUCUGUCCAUGCAUACCGUCGAGCCGUCCACGGGCCACGCCCACAAUCAGCUAUAUAAUCUGCCUCUGCUGCUGCUCUGCCGUCCAGACUUUUACUCGCUGCUUCACACAAAUGAGGCGGCGCUGGCCAUUUACAAUCGCAACGCGGCACUGAAACACAUGGUGAUGCGGAUACGUCGCGAUCCUCAGUGCUUUCAGCGCUAUCAGUACAACAAAGAUUUGGUGGCGCUGGUCAACACAUUUGCGCAACUGAGUCGUGAGUUGCCCUCCAGCUGGGAGACGAAAAUCGAUCAGUCCGGCAAACAGUUUUUCAUCGAUCAUCAGCAUCGCAAGACCUCCUUCAUGGAUCCCCGCCUGCCCGUCGAGUGUCCCCGUCCGCAACCGGAUUUGGUUGAUGGCAACUGCCUGUCGGCCACCAGUGGCCACAUUAACUCCAACUUCAGUUCCAGCAGCAAUGCGACGGCUUCGGUUUCGGGCGUGCCGCCCCUGCCCCCGCCACGUCCCUGUCGCGGCAGUGCCAGUCAAACGGCAGCAGCAGCAGCAGCUGCAGCACAUAAUUGCACCACGACGGCGGCCAUUGCCUGCGCCUUGAGUUUGAGCGGUGGCGCCGCCGGCGGCCCCAGCACCAGCGGAGCCCAUGCCCAGUCUGGCUAUGAGGAUGUUCCCAUUGCCUACAACGAAAAGGUCAUUGCAUUUCUGCGACAACCCAACAUUCUGGAGAUUCUACGAGAACGUCAGGGCCAACAUACUGUGUCCCGUUCGUUGCGCGAAAAAAUUAACAUACUACGAGUUGAGGGCGUGCCCGCCUUGGAGCGUCUUGGCCAUGAUCUGCAAUUGACCAUUUUACUUAGGUAA
Drosophila grimshawi is the source of this 2817-nucleotide messenger RNA. Its product is annotated as E3 ubiquitin-protein ligase HECW2. Bases 1 to 2817 code for a protein of 938 amino acids. Lineage: Eukaryota; Metazoa; Arthropoda; Insecta; Diptera; Drosophilidae. Gene Ontology annotation, biological process: positive regulation of transcription by RNA polymerase II; hippo signaling. The transcript has 6 exons. Gene Ontology annotation, cellular component: nucleus; cytoplasm. The record is from RefSeq and is a predicted model, not a curated record. Gene Ontology annotation, molecular function: transcription coactivator activity; protein binding.